Molecule: messenger RNA, 2142 nt
Organism: Penicillium griseofulvum
Lineage: Eukaryota; Fungi; Ascomycota; Eurotiomycetes; Eurotiales; Aspergillaceae
Product: putative C6 transcription factor
Exons: 5
Coding region: 1-2142 (713 amino acids)
Biological process (GO): regulation of DNA-templated transcription
Molecular function (GO): zinc ion binding; DNA-binding transcription factor activity, RNA polymerase II-specific
Source: RefSeq, a predicted model, not a curated record
AUGGAUAUUCCCAUCUCCAAGAAGCUCACCCUCUCUUGUUCACGGUGUCGCGCCUCCAAAUUAAAAUGCGACCGUAAGGAACCUUGUUUGGAAUGCGUGAAGCGCGACUGCGCCCACCUAUGUACCAAAGAUGAACGGCAACCGAGAGCCAAGCGGACCAAAAUCAAACCUACAGAACAGAACCAUAGUCAGGUGACGCCGGAAGAAGAGGAAGAACCGGGGGUCGAAGAAACAGCGCAGAUCUUGGAGCAUUUCGUGGAUGUCAUUCCUCUCCCCACCGAAUCAGCGGGCGUGGCCCCUGACAUCCCCAAUCGAUACUGGGUGACCCAGGAUCCACAGAGGCAUGAGCAAAAACUUGCCUUGAUCGGAGAUGUGGUUCACGCCCUGCCAGAAUGGGAUAUCAUCCAACUCCUCUACGAGAUCUUUGUUACACGUUGUCAGGGACCACUGGGAAAUGUGGUGCACACCCCGAGCUUCAUGAAGCAAGCUGACCAAUUGCGCCACUGCUUGAGUAUGGCUUCCCCCGACGCAGCCAUCGCCAGUACGCUAUCCAUGGACUCUCUUGCUGGUUUGCUUCUCGCGCUUGUGCUCGGACUCGCCUUCCAUCCAACCCCGUCCCUUCUGGGUGUCCAGCCCACCCUGUUGACCUUUCGCGUAGAGCAGCUGCGCGCCUCCGAUGAGCCUGCAGCGACGUGGCGGUCGAUUGGCGCGGCUAUCAUGCUCCUGUUGGAUACAAAAGAGACCUCGCUGGGGCUUGAUGCCGUAUUAGUAACGGCCAUUGCGGGUGCGCGCAAACUUGGAUUGCAUCGCUUAGGCAAUGCCACUUUGGAUGCCACGCCUUCCUUACAUUAUGGCUCUGUGGCCGCUGAGCCACCUCAAAUUCGCACCGAGAUUGCGAUUCGCAUUUGGUGGACUCUUGUCAUGAGAGACUGGUCCCGUAGUCAAGCUCUUGGCUACUAUACUAUCCGCCCCUCACAAUUUAAUACCCGGAUGCCAUUGCACCUCAAUGACGACGAUCUGCUCAGGACACAUGGCAAGAUUCCCGAGCGCCCUCGGUCUGAGUUUACCAUGCUCUCCUAUACGGUACACGCUUUGGAACUGUCUAUUAUUGUGCGGGAAUUAAUUGAUCUCGGGGACGCCGCAAACGAAGUUGCCCAGCGGCGUCAGCACCUAAAUCAAAAGUACGAAAAAUAUGUGGCGAGUUUGCCGUUUUACUUUAGAUUGGGAAGCUCUGUCGGACUCACAGCCAUGGGUCCCAUGGCCGCCAUCCCAGUCCAGCGAUUCAUGUUACAUCAACAGCUAUGGAGUCUACUCCUUCGCCUCCAUCGUGCUACUCUCUCCUCUCCCAUAGGACGGGCAUCCUGCCAGCAGCUGGCUCAUAAUAUUAUCAACACGCAAGCCCAGAUCCAAGCCCGCUGCACGGUUUGUGGCUCACUGUCCACCAACGAAACGCAACUCUUCAAUGCUACCGUUGUGUUGGUCUUGGCGCUGCUGUUUGAUUCCCCGUCAACCAAGGCUGAGCAGUCAAGUGCCCAACUCAGUCGGCUAAUGACGCGAGACCACAUUCGGGAAGCCAUUGAAUUGUUGCGUGCCAAAGUGUCACCUGACACAUCCUCCGGGGACGCUAUGCUCCAAGACCCGCUCCAAAGCACGAUGUCGCGCAGUGUUGUGGCCCUCGAGGCACUGAUGAAGUUGGAAGAGAAUUCAGAUGACGGUGCCAACCGCCAUGCGGGAUCGAAUCAGAAGCGUUCCCUCUACCGCCAGGUGGUGGAGAUUCUGAAGACCUUGAAUGGUCCAACCACUUCCGCUGAUUCACCCGUUUCAAGAAUAUCAACUCCUGGGGACACCACUUUGACUCUCUCCAUGCCUGUCACGGACGGCUUCCGCGAUCUAGAUGUAAUGCCCAUUCUCUCCAAUGGCCUGAGUCCUAGUAUGUGGGACUUCUUGGACUUCCAGCUACCGGAAGAUGUAGGAAAGGAGAAGUUCUUGCCUAUGGCCGGAGACGUUUACGGGCCUACGGGAUCUACCGACGCAUUGUAUCCAAGCCAAAGCAGUAGCCUCUCGGGGACGCGCUUGACCCAUGAAUCCCCGUCGUCUCUAGGAAUUGAACCCACGUUGGAACACUGUGACGAUCCCUUAUAG